Molecule: messenger RNA, 444 nt
Organism: Aspergillus ochraceoroseus IBT 24754
Lineage: Eukaryota; Fungi; Ascomycota; Eurotiomycetes; Eurotiales; Aspergillaceae
Exons: 4
Coding region: 1-444 (147 amino acids)
Source: RefSeq, a predicted model, not a curated record
AUGUUUGGCUUUGCUUCUCAGUCUUUCUCUUUCUUGUCCGGCACCAGAAGCCCUCGGACCGCGCGAUAUUUUCAUCGGGUCUCAGCAGACUUUAUCAACUAUGACACAAGAGGAAAUCCGGUUGCCAGGAAGGUGCCUGUUAUUGUUGGUAACCCGGGAGAAACUUAUGUGUUGAUUGAACCAGGAAUCGAUCGAUGCAAACUUACAUUUUUCCAUGAUUCGCAAUACUUUGGGUUUGGUAAGCUGUCAGUUUAUCCCCGCCUCUAUGUCCCAAGCCCUAUCCCUCGCCAAACAGACUCCAACACAAGCCCGGCAACCUUGUUCUUGAGUGGAAAGAUGCAUGAGAUAGUUCUAGAUGGAACUUUUGAUGCAAAAUUUGCUGAGGACGCAAGCGCUACGGGAAGGAAUCUAGAACAUGUAGUCGAACAGCUGAAGGAUAUGUGA